Trematosphaeria pertusa is the source of this 1805-nucleotide messenger RNA. RefSeq lists its product as uncharacterized. The record is from RefSeq and is a predicted model, not a curated record. The transcript is spliced from 3 exons. The coding region runs from base 212 to 1657 and encodes 481 amino acids. Gene Ontology annotation, molecular function: DNA-binding transcription activator activity, RNA polymerase II-specific; zinc ion binding. Lineage: Eukaryota; Fungi; Ascomycota; Dothideomycetes; Pleosporales; Trematosphaeriaceae. Gene Ontology annotation, biological process: regulation of transcription by RNA polymerase II.
UCGCAAUCACUUAUCUUCUUCCUUGCACAAGCUGUCGCGUUGUGUGAGACUGAAACGGAGAAACCUCAGCGCCGUUUACCUAUUUGGAAGUCCCGGUACGAAGCCUGGUUAGACACUCCCGCUUCUCCCACCGGAAUACAUCCGAGUACAGAUCGCAGAGCGACAUUCACCAAAGACAACAGCUGCCAAGAACGGGGCUCUUCGAGGCACCAUGCCGGCCGUCGUGUCACGGUUCCAGCAAGGGCCAGGCAGGAAACGCAAGGCGCAUGCAAAGUCUCGAAAGGGAUGUGGUAAUUGUAAGCUAAGAAGAGUAAAGUGCGAUGAGACAAGGCCGCGCUGCAAGAAGUGUCUCUCGUAUGGCGUUCUGUGUAGCUAUGACGGCUCGAAACCCGCAUUGGAUCUCGCCGCUCAUGGGUCUUUCCAAGUAGACCUUACCCAGAGCGCACACGUGGAGAAGAUUGUCGCUUUCAGCACGCCGCCGCAGAUGCCGCCAGUGUCGGUCAAUCGGAUUAUGGCGGCAACUGUUCAAGACUCGCUAAGUGCCGCUGCCGUGGGCAUGGAUAUGAGCACAGCAAUGCCCGGGUCGGAGCCACUACAUCGAGUGUCGUUCUUGUCAUUCACCGCAGCGGACCUGGAGAUUGUUAAAAGGUUUCAGGAGCGGACAGUGAUGACCAUCGGAACUAGGAAAACGGCGUCGACUUAUAGGGAUUGCAUUUGCCAUCUUGCAUUUACCCAUCCUUUCCUCAUGCAUAUGAUUCUCAGUCUCACAUUGCUGCACGACGCUUACCUCGCCUCCCCACAAUUAGAACCCAACCCUCGUGCCGCAAACUACCAGUAUGCGUCGCUCCAGCACUGGAACAUAGCCACGAAACUCUUCAAUCAGAUUCUCUCCCGGCCGAUCCCCGAUUCCUACCGCGACGCGAUCUGGGCCACAGGCGCGCUACUAGGCGCCGCAGUAGCCGCCUACGUCGAAACCACAAACGCCGAAGAAGCGUGGCCACUCAAACCCACGGACCCCAACGACCUUGACUGGUUAAAGCUCAGCGAGGGCAAGAAGGCGAUAUGGCACAUCGCCGAACCGGCAAGAUACGAUAGCAUCUUCCACUCUCUAGCGAAGGACAUGAGCCAUUUCAUGUUUCCUCAAAUCGCCAGGGAUACCGAUUUGUCGCUGCUACCCGAUCAGCUCAAGCACCUGUUCGGUAUCACGCCUGGAUCUACCAUCGAGAGCAACGUGUAUCACCUCCCCUUGCUGAUCCUGGCCCGGCUCCAGCAUAUGACGCUGAAUCAUGACAACGUGCUCAAUUUCUUGUACUUCAUGGGGUUUAUGACGCCCGAGUUCAGAGUGUUGUUGGAGUCCAAGGAUCCGCGGGCGCUGCUUCUGCUGUUGUGGUGGUUCCGCAAGCUCGAGGUGGGCGAGAUGUGGUGGCUGAAGCGGAGGGCGAUAGUGGAGGGGAAGGCUAUAGAGAUAUGGCUCGAGAAGGGGUACGGCGGAGAGGAUGGCCUUAUUCGACUGUUUGGAAGUAUGCCGCAGGCACACCGGGAGAGCGAUGGGAUGGGGGAAGUGGCUGAUAGCACCGCUGGUGUGGGCGACGUAUCACCAUCCCUGACGGAUUGGAUACGCCGAGAGGGGGGGAAUAGUUGGUGUCCUGUGCAGUGAGGAGCAUCGCGAGGAUUGCGCAAGGCUGGCGGGCGGUCGCUCUUGCCUUGCGACCUGCUGCUACUGCUGCUGAGUAAUGCGCACGCUCUUCGCCUCAAGGUCACCCACUCUUCACUCCUCACCUCCAGCUCUCAUAUCCAUUUCUGAC